Toxotes jaculatrix (banded archerfish) is the source of this 6041-nucleotide messenger RNA. It is a transcript of the gene arap2, whose product is annotated as ArfGAP with RhoGAP domain, ankyrin repeat and PH domain 2. Gene Ontology annotation, biological process: signal transduction. Bases 189 to 5180 code for a protein of 1663 amino acids. The transcript is spliced from 33 exons. The record is from RefSeq and is a predicted model, not a curated record. Lineage: Eukaryota; Metazoa; Chordata; Actinopteri; Toxotidae. Gene Ontology annotation, molecular function: GTPase activator activity; protein binding.
CUGUGAAGACAGCUGCGACAGUCAACAGAUACCGAGAGCGGCAUGAUAUGACAGGAACCGGACACAAGGUGUGCGGGUAAUGUCUGAAGUUUCCUCCUGUUUUGAACCAGCAGUGUCUUGGGUUUAAGGCUGGACCACGACAUCUUCUAAAGGUCUUCGUGAUGUGGGAGAUGUGGAAUUAGAGAACCAUGUUGGAGCCUCCAGAGCCCAGCCAGGACAUUGUAGAGUGGCUGUCCACUCUCCGCCUGUCCCAGUAUGCCUCAUGUUUCCAGCAGGGAGGAUACCAAGCUCUGGAAGACUGCAAGGAUCUCACAGAUGAUCGCCUCCUGGAGCUUGAAGUGCUUCCAACAGGCCAUCGGAGGCGCAUCCUCCGCAGUUUGGAAGCACUAGGGGUGAAGCCUCUGGAUGGUGGAGAGAAUGAAGAAGAAGAGGAAGAGGGAGGAGUAGAGAAAGGGAAGCACCGGAGGAAACCGGCAUUAUUCCCGAGGCAUAUUUUCCUAAAGGACAAAAAGAGAGGGACUUCUUGUCAGCACCAUCAGCCAACAGAGAGGAUCGAGUAUGAUUUGCAAGGGAGUCAGACUUUGCCUCCAGGAGCAGGACUGGGAACAGAAAUUGAGGACAAACACUUCCGCCCACCUAAGCCGGCCCCACGCAAUCCCCAGAACAUACGAACAUCCACAACUGCACAUACUUGCAUCCCACCUUCUGUGUCCUCCAGCAGCAGCAGUGAGUCACUCUGCGUUUCAGAAAUGCCUUCAGACUGGGACAUUUCCUCAGAGGAGCCCUCGCUGUCUAGUAUCGACUCCAUCUGCAAUUCAGCUGAAAUACCCCGGCCAACAGUGACUGAAGACAGUGGGGGUUUUCUUGGUGAAAUGGUGGAAAACUCCAUCUAUGAAACACAGCCCUGUUUUCAGGUUCUUGCAGGUCCACGGUUAACACGUUCCUACAGGCUGAGGCACCGACCAGUACCUGAAAUCCCGAAUCAAACUGUACCGCCGUUUCAGGACAGGAGCACACCACCAGCGCAAACAACCAGCCCUGAACACCUAACUGGCUCCGAAGGUCCCACUGGUGCAAACAGCAUACAGAAAGCUCCACUUCAAAGAACCUUGACACCUAUUGCUCCCUACGGAGAAACGUUCCUGUACAGAAACCCUGAAAGCGCUCCGGACCACGGUGCUAAAGAAGGGUUACAGAAGGUGUUUAAGGACAAGAUAAAGCAGAGGAAACAGAGAAAAAAGGCAUCUAAACAGAAAGAGUCAAAGGAAAAAGAUUCUCCUCCACCUCCAGCUAUCUCAGACCCCUGCAAAGAUGAGUAUUCAACAGUGGAUGAGUGCGCCAGCAUUUUGCCGCGAGCCAUUUUGGACCAAAGUUUUGCCUCGACUCCGGAAACUCUUGCUGUUGGUCCAGCUGCCUCUGGCGCUAAAGAUGGAUCCUUGGUCAUGGUGGAGUGUGAAAUCUACUCGGAGCCUGCAGAAGCUCAGGGGGUUGUGAGCAGAAAUGCAUUGGCUGAUAUUUCUCCAUAUGCAUGCUUCUAUGGAGCCCCCAAACACCAGGUGCUCAAAGUGGGCUGGCUGGACAAACUGUCACCUCAAGGGAAUUGUGUUUUUCAAAGGCGGUGGGUACGAUUCGACGGGGAAAGUCUGGCCUACUACAACAAUGACAAGGAAAUGUACUCCAAAGGUAUGAUCCUGGCCAGUGCUAUCAGACAGGUGCGAGGACUGGGUGACAACAAGUUUGAGGUAGUCACCUCCCUUCGGACUUUCAUAUUCCGGGCUGAAAGAGAAGGGGAGCGCCAGGAGUGGAUGGAAACUCUUCAGACGGCCACGCGCCCCCCCGCCUGCGGCUCCCAGAAGCCCUCCGACAGCCUCGCGCACCCCUCCUCCACAAACAAGCGAGGCUUGCUGGAGCUCCGUGGUUACAAAGGCAGAGUUCUGGUGUCCCUGGCGGGGAGCAAAGUCAGGCUCUGCAAAACAGAACAGGACUACAAAGCGGGACUGGCUAUUGCUGAAGUGGAACUGACUGCUGCCAAUAUUAGAGACAUGGACCGCAGGGGCUUUGAAAUCAACACACCCUUCAAGAACUUCUGCUUCACGGCCGAGUCAGAACAGGAGAAGGAGGAGUGGAUUGAAGCGGUCCAGGAAUCGAUUGCUGAGACGCUCUCCGACUAUGAAGUGGCAGAGAAGAUCUGGUUCGACGAGGCCAACAGGAGCUGCGCCGACUGUCGCGCCCCACGGCCGGAGUGGGCGUCUGUCAAUCUGGGUGUGGUCAUCUGUAAGAAAUGUGCAGGACAGCACCGCUCCCUCGGCCCGAGUAUUUCAAAAGUGCGGAGCUUGAAGUUGGACAGCAGUAUCUGGAGCAAUGAGCUAGUGGAGCUCUUCCUGGAGGUGGGGAACAAGAAUGCUAACACUUUCUGGGCUGCUAACCUUCCCAUGGAGGAGGACCUGCACCUUGGUGCUACGGCGGAGCAGCGUGCCACAUUCAUCCGCAGGAAGUACAGGGAGAGGAAGUACCGGAGGGUCCUGGAGGGCUUUCAUGACCUGGAGCAGCUCAACCAGGCGCUGUGUGCAGCUGUGGUGUCACCGGACGUGCUGCAGACCAUGGCUCUGGUCUUCAGUGGGGCAGAUGUUAUUUGUGCCACCGGAGAUCCAGUGUGCUCCACCCCCUAUCUCUUGGCUCAGCGUGCUGGACAGAAGCUACAGAUGGAGUUUCUGCACCAGAACAAACUGUCUGAUUUCCCCAGACUUGAGCCGUGGUUGGAGAAUCCCUCCCUGUCUGAUGCUUCCUUCUUCAUGGAUGGCUUCCUCUACAUCUCGUCUGGCUCUGCCAAGUCAACGUUGGACCGCCGCAGAAAAGAUGACAUGGCACGUCGUUGGUGUACCUUGGAAGGUGGCUUCCUGAGUUACUACGAGAGCGAGCGAAGCCCAUCGGCCAUCGGCAGGGUGGACGUCAAUGGGGUGGUUAGUCUGGCUGUCAACAACACAGAGACAGUGACUGGAGCUGGGGCUGUGUUUACCGUGGAGCUGUACCUGCAGACAGAGCGAGCGCUGACUGUCGGAGCUGAAACACAGGAAACGCAGCAUGACUGGAUCCUGGCGCUAACAAAGUGCUUCGUCCCGUCUAAAGUCGAGGGACUGGUGCAGAGAGACAGCGAGCUGAUUGGCAAACUCUACUACAAAGAGGGCCAUGACCUGUACUACUGGAGGAUAGGCUGGUUUAUGCUGGAAGGCUCUACCCUGCACUUCAGCUCAGGAGAAGAGGAGGGAAAGGAGGAAGUCAUUCAACUCAAACAGCUACAUGAGCUCACUGUCUCCACACAUACCGAGGGUGAGGACAAGAUCCAAGUCCUGCUGAUGGUGGAGGGUGGAAGAACAGUUUACAUCCAUGGCUUCAACAAGACAGACUUUGCACUGUGGCACUCUGCCAUUACACUGGCUGCUGGCACAGAUGGCAAGGCCCUCAGUGAACAACAGCUGACUAAAAACGGAGUCCCUAUUGUAGUCGAAAGUUGCAUUGCUUUUGUUACUCAGUAUGGUUUGUGCCAGGAGGGGGUCUACCAGAGGCCAGGGGACCCCGGUCGAGUUGCCCAACUCCUGCAGGAUUUCACCCGCAACGCUCGUAAUGUGAAGCUGAGGGAGAAGGAUCACCAGCUGGAGGACGUGACCGACACCCUGAAGAGCUUCUUAUCCCAAGCAGAGGAUGCCCUGCUGACCAAGGAGCUCUAUCCAUACUGGGUGUCAGCUCUAGAUGAGAAGGACGAGGGGCAGAGAGUGAAGAAGUAUUCCACCUUCAUAGAGAGUUUGCCAAAGAUAAACAGGUCAACCCUCGAAGCUCUGUUGCAACACCUGUACAGGAUUCAGCAGUGUUCCCACCUCAACCACAUGCCGAGUGAAAAACUGGCCUCCGUCUUCUCCUCCUGCUUGUUCCAGACUCAGGGACAAACCCCACAGGAAAUUAGCGUGGUCCAUGACCUCAUCAACAACUACAUUACUCUCUUCAGUGUCAAUGAAGACCAGGUGCAACAGAUGGAGAGAGAGAAUAGUUUCAUCACACGCUGGAACGACAAGAAGGACACCACAUUCUCUCCAGCUGGGGACUUGAUCUUUGAGGUGUACCUGGAAAAGAGAGAGCCAGAGAACUGCUGUUUAAUCAAGGUCUCUCCCAGCAUGCGGUCCACGGAGCUUGCAGAAACUGCGUUGAGCAUGAGGAACGUCGCCUUUAACACCGACGACUUCUGGACUACCUUUGAAGUCAUUGAGAAUGGAGAGCUAGAGCGACCGCUGCACCACAGUGAGAAGAUUCUUGAGCAGGUGUUGGAGUGGAGUACCUUGGAGUGCCCCAGCUCUGCUUUUCUUGUUAUAAAGAAGUUUGCAGGGGCCAAAAGAGUGGCUGGUGGCAAAGCAGAACAAGGGAAAUUCAUAAAAAGCGAUUAUCUAAAGUUCAGCGAUGGAUCCUCCAAACUGUUGUCGGGGCACAAAUUCCAGGACAAAUACGCUGUACUACGUGAAGAGAAACUGCUGCUCUACAGAGAUAUCAAAAGCACUAAAGCAGAGAAAGUGAUCCAACUCAAGUCUGUAAAAUGUUACCUAGGCCUGAAGAGAAAACUCAAACCUCCAACCAGCAGCUGGGGCUUUACAAUCUACACUGAUAAACAACAAUGGCAUUUGUGCUGCGAGAAGAGGGAGGCACAGGUCAGCUGGGUGAUGGACAUAAUCAGGAUGAAGUACGGUUCUGACCUCUAUUCAAAGACCGUUAACUCAAAGGAAGCUGCAGAUCACAAAUCCUCUAGAGGAGGAGCUGUGACUGAAGGUCGCAAGAUUCCACCACACAACCAUAAUACCAACAAACAGGGGACCACCAAGGAUGCAGGUCUGCACAAGACCAACACCACAGCCAACCACCCAAAGCACAACCACCAGUUCAAAGUCCCAGAGGUCCCACAAAGAAGACCUUCUGCGGGCAUUGUCCAGCCUCCGUGGCUCCCUCCCCCGUCUCCGUCCAGACACUCUCAGCCCUCGGCUUUGCCUGAACCUCCUAAGAGUGGCUGCCAAACCACCAGCAAGAGACCGGCUCUGGGCGGGGAGGGUAUGAUGCCGCCUAAUCUGCUGAAUGAACUGAACUUGGUCCUGAGCAAGACUGGUCGCAGUGCCAAGAACAAUGACUGGCAGGAAGAGAAGUAAGCAGGAGAAAGAAAGGUAAUUAGAAUGGUCAGUUUUAACUGUAGGAAAAACAUGACAGCACUGAGGGGAGAGAGAGAGAGAAGUGUGGAGACUGAAAAAGACCACACAAUGCAGAUGGAGAGUAAGUAAAUUGCUUUCAUGAGGAGGGAUCAUAGCCUGGAGACUGCCUUUGAACUUGGAUAUAUAAAGUGAUGCCAAUGCACAGGGGGGAUGUAGAAAACAGGUGCAGGAGACAUUGGAGGUCAUGCAGACCUCAGCUGGACAUGGUGCUGACCCAAGCACUACAAAACAUGAUUUAUAUACCGCUCCUCUAAAGUCCGAGACAUGUUACAAAAAUACGUUCAGCUGUCAAACCUCAGAAAUUUCCAGAAAUACUCCAAACCGCUUGCUUCGUUCUUUUAUGUUUCCAGUUACUUUGAGACGGCUGUUUUCUCUACAUUUGAAAAGUAUUGUGAUUAUUUUAAUAUUUAGAUGAAAUUAGCACUUUUAACGCAAAAGCUGUUUAAUCUAGUUGCACACGUUAAAUAGCACUUCCUUAUAUUUUUAAUUGUUAGUGGAGGAAUCUGCCGUUGCCAGUGAGAAUUAAAAUACUCAGAGACAUGCGCAGGAAUGCAAAGAAAAUGAUGCGUAUGUGCAUAUCCAACACAAAAGAGAGGACUACGUUUAGGGCCCGUUAGCCAUUCACAGUGGCUAAAAGACACGAAAUUGUGAGUAAAUAUUUAUUUGUAAUUAUUUGUUAUUUGUUUUUCUUUUUUUUAAGCAUAUCCUGUGGUACACCACUUCAAACAUUGCACUGGUCACCACCAACUGUAAUUUUAAUGUACAGUAUAAAUAUAUUAAUAAACAUUGCAGAAGUGCUUU